CGGAGCGUUCGGCCCGGUUCGGUCGCUUUCGGGCGCUGCCCGUUCGGGCGUCUCCGUUCGGGCCGGCGAGCGGAGCUCGGGCGCGAUCGGAGAGGACUCGGCACACAUCGGCGCUCCUCGCUACCGCCUUCGGCUGAGAUCGGACACGGCUCGAGCGCGCUCGGAACUCUUCGCCUCGCCGGGCCGCACCGCUCGGGGACUCGGCCGCGUUCGGGCGGGCUCGGGUCUCACCCGAUCCGUCAGGUACCGCUUCGGGCCGCGCCGCGCGGACUCGGCCGCGCCCCAUUGGCCAGCCGGCAGGGAGCGCGCACGCCGGCCGCCUUCGCACGGGGCCCGAGCGGCUCGGGCCGCUUCGGGCCUCAUCGGAACUCGGUCGAAAGGCCCCGAACACGCUCGUCAGCGGUCGGGCAGGCUCGGCUGCGCUCGGCUCGCCGGUCCCCCCUGCCCGCAGUACCCCCCUCAGGCGCGCCCGGGGGGGGAGGCGGAGCGGGCUCGGCCACCCCCGGUCCCGCGCAUGGAGCAGCGCGACGGCGACUCGGCCGCCGGACAGCUCGAUUUGCCCGCGGGACCGGGGCAGCAGCGGGAGCCACCGCAGGCAGCGGAGGGGGAGGCGGAGCCCGAGGAGCAGGAGGAGGCGGUAACGGUGAUGGCGGCAGACGCCGAGCACAUCGAGAUGGGAGCACCGCCAAUGCCAAGCGCCGAUGAGGCCGCCGCCGCCGCUGCCUUCGCAGAAGUCACCACAGUGACAGUAGCCAACGUGGGGGCCUCUGCAGACAAUGUUUUCACCACAUCUGUGGCCAAUGCAGCUUCAAUUUCAGGACACGUGUUGUCUGGGAGAACAGCCCUCCAAAUUGGGGACAGCUUGAACCCUGAGAAAGCCACUCUGAUAGUGGUGCACACAGAUGGCAGCAUCGUCGAAACCACCGGGAUCAAGGGGCCUUCGGCACCUCUCACACCAGGACCACAGUCUCCUCCUACCCCUCUGACAGCCGUUCAGGGGAAAAGUGGAACCAAGUACAACUGGGACCCGUCUGUGUACGAGAAUGAGCUCCCGGUGCGGUGCCGGAAUAUCAGCGGCAUUCUGUACAAGAACAGGCUGGGCUCAGGAGGCCGGGGCAGGUGCAUUAAGCAAGGGGACAACUGGUACAGCCCCACGGAGUUCGAAGCCAUGGCGGGGCGAGCCAGCAGCAAGGACUGGAAGAGGAGCAUCCGCUACGCCGGGCGGCCCCUGCAGUGCCUUAUCCACGAUGGGAUUUUAAAUCCCCAUGCUGCCUCGUGUACUUGUGCCGCUUGCUGUGACGACAUGACCCUGAGUGGCCCUAUACGACUCUUUGUGCCAUAUAAAAGGCGGAAAAAAGAAAAUGAAAUACCGGCAACUCCAGUGAAGAAGAAUUGUUCCAAAAACAUCACUCUGCUUCCAGCCACUGCUGCAACUACGUUCACCGUGACUCCCUCUGGACAGAUCACAACCUCCGGGGCGCUGACCUUCGACCGCGCCUCCACCGUGGAGGCCACAGCCAUCAUCUCAGAGAGCCCAGCACAGGGGGAUGUUUUCACUGGAGCCACUGUUCAGGACACCAACGUCCAGCAGCCUUGCCGGGUGUCUCAUCCAGAGCCUCACUAUCCCAGUUACCAGGACAACUGCCAGAUCUCACCUUUCCCUGAGGCUGCACUGCCAACGUCUCAUCCCAAAAUCGUGUUGACGUCUCUGCCUGCCCUGGCAGUGCCCCCCCCGACGCCCACCAAAGCCAUGUCGCCGUCGGUGGUGAACGGGCUGGAGGUGACGGAGCAGCGCAGCUGGCUCUACCUGGAGGAGAUGGUCAAUUCCCUGCUCAGCACAGCACAGCAGCUGAAGACUCUGAUUGAGCAGGCCAAGCAGGCCAGCUCCUCCUUCCGUGAGGCUGCUGUCACACAGGCCAAGAUCCAGGCUGAUGUGGAGAGGAAAGAGCAAUACCAGAGCCAGUUAUUCCAACAAACAGAGGAUGUGGAUGGGAAGACAGAAAUCAUCAUCAAGCAAUCCUGCGUCAACUGCGGACGGGAGGCCACCAAUGAGUGCACAGGAUGCCACAAAGUCAACUACUGCUCCACGUUCUGCCAGCGGAAGGACUGGAAGGACCACCAGCACAUCUGUGGCCAGUCAGCCACGGUGACGGUGCAAGGGGACGAGGUGCACGUCCCGGACAAUGUCAUGGAGAAGGUCACCGUGUGAGGGCGCUACCUCCGCAGCCGUUCAUGGACACGCGGGGCCGGCUGGAUCGGCGACCGGCGGGAACGGUCUGUCCUGUGCCAACAGCACUCUUCUCACUAGCAGACUCAUUUUUCAUUGAUUUUUUGAUACUGUGACAGCACUUGUCUAUUCCCAAUCCCCUUCUAAAGCUUUGGAUAAUACAGAGACUGUGAAAACCUCAUCUGGAAUCCUCUCCCUUCCGUCCCAGCCCCGACUGGCUUUGGGAGGCUUUGCCUUUGCCUGACUGGAUCCUCCACCAUGUGGAUUACAGCAGUCUCCUCAUCUCUCUUGAGAUGGAUCUGAAGCAGGUGCUGCAAGGAGAUCUGCCAAUGCUUCCUCCUACUGGGGCCUCCCCUACCUCUCAUUAGAGAAGAAAAACAAAUCUUUGGCUGGUUUAUUUAAUUGCCUUGACAAAGUCGGUACAAGUUCUUAGUUUGGCAUGGAAAGGAUUUUUGGGUUUCCCGUGUUCCCUCUGUGCUGGGCAAAUCUGGAACACAUUGGACUUCUCUACUUAAAUAUAGUUGAAAAAUAACAUGUUGUUAAAUAAAAUGUGCUGAAAGCACAAGUCUA
Molecule: messenger RNA, 2797 nt
Organism: Agelaius phoeniceus (red-winged blackbird)
Lineage: Eukaryota; Metazoa; Chordata; Aves; Passeriformes; Icteridae
Gene: DEAF1
Product: DEAF1 transcription factor
Biological process (GO): regulation of transcription by RNA polymerase II
Cellular component (GO): nucleus
Molecular function (GO): DNA-binding transcription factor activity, RNA polymerase II-specific; DNA binding
Source: RefSeq, a predicted model, not a curated record